ACGCCAGCGCCGCCUCUGGCUUGCUGAGCUCCAGCCGAAGGAGAAGGGGGGUAAGUAAGGAGGUGUCCAUACCAUGGCUCGUACAAAGCAGACUGCUCGCAAAUCCACCGGUGGUAAAGCACCCAGGAAACAACUGGCUACAAAAGCCGCUCGCAAGAGUGCGCCCUCUACUGGAGGGGUGAAGAAACCUCAUCGUUACAGGCCUGGUACUGUGGUACUCCGUGAAAUCAGAUGCUAUCAGAAGUCCCCUGAACUUCUGAUCCGCAAGCUCCCCUUUCAGCGUCUGGUGCAAGAAAUUGCUCAGGACUUCAAAACAGAUCUGCGCUUCCAGAGUGCAACUAUUGGUGCUUUGCAGGAGGCAAGUGAGGCUUAUCUGGUUGGCCUUUUUGAAGAUACCAAUCUGUGUGCUAUCCAUGCCAAACCUGUAACAAUUAUGCCAAAAGAUAUCCAGCUAGCACUCCGCACACUCAGAGAACGUGCUUAA
Mus caroli (Ryukyu mouse) is the source of this 484-nucleotide messenger RNA. Its product is annotated as histone H3.3A-like. Gene Ontology annotation, cellular component: nucleosome. The record is from RefSeq and is a predicted model, not a curated record. Gene Ontology annotation, molecular function: DNA binding; structural constituent of chromatin; protein heterodimerization activity. NCBI's taxonomy places the organism in Eukaryota, Metazoa, Chordata, Mammalia, Rodentia, Muridae.